Mytilus californianus (California mussel) is the source of this 300-nucleotide messenger RNA. Its product is annotated as cytochrome P450 2U1-like. Gene Ontology annotation, molecular function: heme binding; oxidoreductase activity, acting on paired donors, with incorporation or reduction of molecular oxygen, reduced flavin or flavoprotein as one donor, and incorporation of one atom of oxygen; iron ion binding. Gene Ontology annotation, biological process: xenobiotic metabolic process. NCBI's taxonomy places the organism in Eukaryota, Metazoa, Mollusca, Bivalvia, Mytilida, Mytilidae. The transcript has 2 exons. Bases 1 to 300 code for a protein of 99 amino acids. The record is from RefSeq and is a predicted model, not a curated record. Gene Ontology annotation, cellular component: cytoplasm; intracellular membrane-bounded organelle.
AUGAGACUUGGUACAGUUGUUCCCGUAGGUCUUCCUCAUAGUACAAUGUGUGAUACAAGAGUUGGAGGUUAUGAUGUUCCAAAGGAUAUAGUGGUUAUGAUUAAUCACUGGGCACUUCAUCGUGAUCCUAACUAUUGGAAAGACGUGGAGAAAUUUGAUCCUACACGCUUCCCCGAGGAAAAUGGAAAGCUUGGUAUGAAAUCAGAAAGCUGGUUACCAUUCUCUGCAGGGAGACGUGUAUGUCUAGGAGAAGUUGUUGCUAAACCAGAACUUCAUUUGAUUUUUGCAACGAUUAUGUAA